Molecule: messenger RNA, 1624 nt
Organism: Hibiscus syriacus
Lineage: Eukaryota; Viridiplantae; Streptophyta; Magnoliopsida; Malvales; Malvaceae
Product: BEL1-like homeodomain protein 11
Exons: 5
Coding region: 1-1467 (488 amino acids)
Biological process (GO): regulation of transcription by RNA polymerase II
Molecular function (GO): RNA polymerase II cis-regulatory region sequence-specific DNA binding; DNA-binding transcription factor activity, RNA polymerase II-specific
Source: RefSeq, a predicted model, not a curated record
AUGGUAGUUUGGAGUGAUGAAGAUGACUCCAAUGAUGAAGUAGCCAACUUAUGCCUUAUAGCCAUCAAUGAAGAUUCAAUGGCUUCCAUUUCUGUUUCUCGAGCUUCACCUCCAAAUCCAACUUCCACCUUGCUACGUCAUUUUAUCGUCUCGGAUUCUGUUUAUAGCAAAAACCAAUUGGGAGGCCAACAUUUUGAUGCUUAUGGCUCCGCUUUGAGAAGCAACCACAACACAUUUCCUCAGUCCCUGGGUUUAUUGCCCAGCAUUCAUUCUCUUGGCGAAAGAAUGUCCAGAUCAAUGGAUCUCCUUCAAGCUCCCAUUGUAACAAAGGAAUCGGAGAUUAGCCAGACCAGACACUUGAUGGACCUUCUUGGAGCAGCUAACGAGACCAACCACCAAACUCAAAGGCUCUCACUGCCUCUGGGUUCUCACAUGCUUGGUCCUUCCUUAAAUUUUGGUAUUGCAAGUUCUAGUUACUUGCUCUCGGAGGCAGAAGAUAGAGAAGUUUGCAAUCCUGGAGUAGGAAAUGCAAGGGGUGAUGAUUACUCUUUAACUGCUAACACAUUUUCUUCGGUUUCCACCUCACUGCACCGACCUCUUGCGACUACAUAUGGGUCAGAAUCUUUUGCCACUGCUAUUGAGAAUUCCAGGUAUCUAAAGCCAACUGAGUCCCUUCUUGAUGAAGUUGUCAAUAUUGGUGGCAAAAAUGUCGAUGAAAAUUUCUUUAGGAAGUUAUAUAAAGGUGCCAGGGGAGAGAGUUCAAGAAUUUCCUCCGAAUUAAAGGCAGAAUUCUGCUGUAUUGAGAUACAGCUGCCUGAACACGAGCUCCGAGUUGGGCUCGCAAAGCUAAUUGGAUUACUGGAGGAGGUUGAACUCAGGUACGAGAAAUACUACCAGCAAAUGGAAGAAGUGGUUUCAUCAUUUGAAUCCAUAGCUGGUUUAGGAGCAGAAAAGUCGUAUACUGCUUUGGCACUGCAAGCAAUGUCCAGGCAUUUUGGCAAUCUAAGGGAUGCCAUAGUAUCCCAAAUAAAUGUCACCAGAAGAAAGUUUUUGCAUGAUUUACCCAGAACCAACGCGGGGUUAUCGCAACAUAGCUUGUUCGAUAGAGAUUCAAGGCAGAACCGACAGUCUCUUCAACAACUUGGAAUUAUUACUAGCCAAAGGCAAGCUUGGAGGCCCAUUAUAGGAUUGCCAGAAACCUCAGUAGCAAUCCUUCGGUCUUGGCUUUUCGAACACUUCCUUCACCCUUAUCCCACAGACUCAGAGAAGCUAAUGUUGGCAUCACAGACAGGCCUGACCAAGAAUCAAAUAUCAAACUGGUUUACAAAUGCUCGAGUUCGACUAUGGAAGCCUAUGAUAGAAGAAAUGUACAGAGAGGAGAUUGCAGACUCUUCUCAAGACUCCGAUUCUUCAUUUGCCAACAGUUCCAUUGUCAGGGAAGCAACAACUGAUCAAGCGGAGGACUGAAGCAAUAACAAGCAUCAGUUUAGACUGAAUGAUUUUGUAAACUGCAUUCUUAGACUAUAAUCUGAUCGUUCACAAAUGAUCAGUGAAACUCAUUAGACUCGAAAUACAGUUUUUGAAGCCUAAUAGUGGAACUGUGGAAUUUAGGUCUCUUAGUUUU